CGAUGGCCUCCCUCUUCUCGCCGUUCCGCAACGCGUAUCGCUACACACAAUGGCUCGCCCAUGAAAAGCCCGUCAUCUUCUGGUCGCUCAGUAUUGGCCUCGUAGGCCCCGUCGCGGCUCUCAUUGUUCCUCCCGUCCGCCGCGGCUACUUUGGCUACGUCUCUCCCGACCCCAUCCCCACCAGUUACCCUGUACCAAACAGGCCGAGACGGGAGGUGACUGGGUACGAUGACGAGUCAUAGGCGGUGGGCCCGACGUUGGGGGGAGGAUGGCAGUUUGUGCGGCGCACACGGUAGUUGAUACGGACAGCGCGAGGACUCGAAGGACAACACCUCAACCAGUAUGUGGCUGUAAACUCUGUGUCGGAGGAGGGUGGAUGCUUCAUGCCCGAGUAGUAGAGCACGCUUGAGAGCGUGUACAUUCCCAAUAGACGAAAGGACACCUUAUCCUUGUCAUUCUCAUCCUUCGUCGACCAAUGCGUGCUGACGUCUGUCUCGUCCAAUUGUUUCGCUGCUUUUCGUUGUGUCCGUUUUUUAUUUGAGUGUAUACAUUG
Molecule: messenger RNA, 553 nt
Organism: Coniophora puteana RWD-64-598 SS2
Lineage: Eukaryota; Fungi; Basidiomycota; Agaricomycetes; Boletales; Coniophoraceae
Exons: 3
Source: RefSeq, a predicted model, not a curated record